Molecule: messenger RNA, 2943 nt
Organism: Homarus americanus (American lobster)
Lineage: Eukaryota; Metazoa; Arthropoda; Malacostraca; Decapoda; Nephropidae
Product: zinc finger protein 708-like
Exons: 2
Coding region: 598-1878 (426 amino acids)
Biological process (GO): regulation of transcription by RNA polymerase II
Molecular function (GO): DNA-binding transcription factor activity; RNA polymerase II cis-regulatory region sequence-specific DNA binding
Source: RefSeq, a predicted model, not a curated record
UUUUACUUAACAGCCUAAAUUAACGCCGCAACUCCCGUACUAGAACGAUAUAUUGUGUUUAGUAUGAAUUAACAGGCAAAGAGUUUCAAGAGUAAAUUGCCGGUCCACAAGGAGGAGGCCAAGACAGAAGGUGUAUCAGUAGUAGGGCCUGACCCAAUCACCACACAAGAUGGCUCACUUCACACAAGAUGACUAUGUUGUGAUGCAGAUGGCAUGGAUCAGUGUACAGUACAUUGAGAGAUUCAGCACCAUCUGUAUGACCGAGCCAAUGCAGAAUGGUGCAGGGGAUCAUCUGCUCCUGGGAUGAAAACCAGAACCACAUUUGGCUGGAUCCAAUUGUCUUGAUCCUUGCACUUAUUAGCUAGUGGUUGAUUAUUUAACUUUUCCAUAAUAGUAUUGAGCUCUAGGCUACAUAUAUUAAGACUAGACCAUACAUACAUACAUGGAAGUUUGUUAUAUGUUGUAAUCAGGUAUUUUUAAUUAAUUUCUGACUGUUCUGGUAUUUUAUAUAUUUAUUACUGGCACUUAGAGUGUAGUUGCUACAUUAAGAAAUAGAGUAACAUCUACCAUUGUUUUCUAUGGUGUAGGUUCCCCAUAAUGAAUGAAUCAGUACAGAGUAAAGAGAGAAGGUUUGAAUGUGAUGAAUGUGGUAAACUGUUCACAAGGAAGAGCCACCUUAAGACUCAUUUCUUUAUUCACACUGGCGAGAAGUUUGACUGUGAGGAAUGUGGGAAACAAUUUACAAGAAAGAACAACCUCAGUGCCCAUAAAAUCAUCCACACCGGUGAGAAGUUUGAGUGUGAUGAGUGCGGGAAGCAAUUUGCUAGUGAGAGAAGCCACAACACCCAUCGGCUCAUCCACUCGGGUGACACAUUUGAGUGCGGUGAAUGUGGGAAGCAUUUCACUCAGAAGGGACAUCUCAAGACCCACAAACUUAUCCACACAGGUGAGAAAAAAUUUGAGUGUGAAAAAUGUGGGAGACAUUUCACUCAGAAGAACAACCUCAACACCCAUAGACUUAUCCACUCCGAUGAAAAGAAAUUUGAGUGUGAAAAGUGCGGUCGAAGAUUUAUUAGGAAAAGUCACCUUAGUACUCAUAAGCUUAUUCACACUGGAGAAAAGAAGUUUAAGUGUGAAGAGUGUGAGAAACUGUUUACUCACAAGAGCAGUCUUAUUACUCAUAACCUUAUUCAUACAGGAGAGAAAAGGUUUAAAUGUGAGGAGUGUGGAAAAAGGUUCAUUAAGAAAAGUGAUCUGAACACCCACACUCUUAUUCACACUGGUGAGAAGAAAUACCAGUGUGAGGAGUGUGGGCAAGUGUUUACUCAUAAGACCAGCCUCAUCACUCAUAUUCUGGUUCACACUGGAGAAAAAAAAUUUAAAUGCGUAGAAUGUGGUAUGCAAUUUUCUCGAAAGAGCCACCUCAAGACCCACAGUCUGACCCAUACUGGCGAGAAAAAGUUUAAAUGUGAACUAUGUGCGAAAAGAUUUGCGAGAAAGAGCCACUUGGACGUUCACAAGUUGGUUCACACGGGCAAGAAAAAAUUUGAAUGUGAAUUGUGUGGUAAAUUUUUCACUCAGAGGAGCAGCGUCAACACACACAGACUCCUCCAUACUGGGGAGAAGAAGUAUGAGUGUGAGGAGUGUGGCAAACUGUUCACCCAGAAGUUUAACCUCAGUGUUCAUAAACUAACUCACUCUGAUGAAAAGUUGGAAUGUGAGGAAUGUGGGAAGAAGUUUAUCAAGAAGAUUGACCUAAACAUCCAUAAACUGAUUCACAAAGGUAAUAUAUCUCUGGAGAUGAAAGAAGAAUUGGAUUUAAGAAUUUCCAAUAAGCCCACAGAAUUAUCUUCAUCAAGUGAGAUAGAUAUACAGUAGCUAAGGUCAACUGAAGGAAGUAAGUCCAGGUAGCAAAAAAUUCAAUUUAUUUAUGACAUCAAUCAUAGAACUGACCAAGGAAAUUUCACAAACAUGUAAUAAUAAUCUUUGUCUGUCUGUAUAUUAUCUUUACAUUCUUAAUUAUUUUGUGUGUGGAUCAAGGGGUGCAGAGACCUUAAGAAAAAAUCAGAAAUGAUAUUGAAAUGUAGUGGAUGACAAAGUAACAGUAAAGGACUAAAUUACUGUAACAUAAACAUCCACCUGUUAGAUGCUGACCAAAAUGAUUUGAUAUAUUCUCCAGUGCAUCACCAUAUGUAGGUGUGCUGGCUUCCUCUGUGAGUAACAAUAUUCAUAUAUACUGUACACUGAUACCUGUGGUCGGCUGAACAAACCAUUCCUGAAACUAGUGAACUAACAAUGGUGGUAAAACCCUGAAUCACAUUGCUCCCAUGGGUAAAUGAUACUCUUUUGGGGGAGAGGGGAAGGGGGGGGGGGUUACAACUUAGUACAGUACUGUAUCUAGUAAUUGAUGAUAAGUGUUCACAGCCAGGAGCAAAAUAGAUUCACCCUUCACUCACUGUCAUUUGUUCUCUGUUGUAACACAAAUAUUUGACUAGUGUUCACCCUCUACAACAACAACCCAAGAUAUCCACACAAUCACUUCCCCUCUUGUCAGCUUACUAACCAUUCAUUUGCUUGGUCUGUUUUCUGUUAAUUUAGUUAUGACCACAGUGUUAGUACAUGAGGAAACUGUAGUACUGUACCUAGAGAAAACCUGCCAUGUUUGGUCAUGUCACACUGGAUAAUACCCUUCUCACACGUGUCCUGGAGAGAUAAGCAGAUUACCACUGUACCACCGUCACCCUAUUGUAGUUAUACUGUACUAAGCUUUAGGUCUGAUGGAAGAGAGAGAGAGAGGAGCUUGAUGGUCUGGUGUCUUACAGUUUAUAGAGUGAUGAGGAUACUGUAGUGAAGUACUGUACACAAGUCAUGUACUGUACCCUGUGAUUCAUAUGCUCUAAAGCUGCAACUGAUGAACUAUGAGAAUAAACUGGGUGAAAAAGC